AUGAAUGCCAAUGAAAAGAAAAAUAUUGAUGUUCUUUUGGCCCGUGCAGUUUAUGCUACAGCAGCUCCAUUAAGUUUAGUGGAUAACUAUUAUUGGACAGAAUUUUUCAAAGCACUUCGGCCAGCAUAUAAACCGCCUACUAGACAUUUGGUUUCAAAUAAACUUCUAGACGAUGAAUUCUCCAAAGUUAAAGAGCAUACCACAAUUUGUAUUGCUGAUUCGGAUGCACUUGGUGUUAUGUGUGAUGGCUGGACUAACAUUCGGAAUGAAAGUAUUAUAAAUUUUGUAGUUACAACUCCUAAACCAAUAUUUUAUAAAUCACUACCUACUGGAGUUGAUCGCCAUACAGGGGAACAUAUAGCAGAACAGAUUAUUUCUGUAAUUGAAGAUAUUGGUCCACGUAAAGUAUUUGGUGUGGUUACAGACAAUGCAAAGAACAUGAAAAAGGCUUGGACUCUUAUAACUGAAAAGUACCCUCACAUAACUUCAUAUGGAUGUGUUGCACAUGGCCUAAAUUUACUGAUAAAUGAUAUAAUUAAAAUUAAUUCAUUAACAGAUAUUAUUAAUGAUGGAAAAGAUAUAGUCAAUAAUAUAAAAAGGGGACACAUAACUAGUGCAGCAUUUCUGGAUAAGAGAAAUGCAAAUAGUUCCACUUCUAUGGCACUUUCGUUACCAGUUGUUACUAGAUGGGGAUCCGUAGUAGUUUUUUUUAAAUCACUGUUAGUUAAUAAACAAAUUAUCCGCUCAAUGAAUGUUGAUGAAAUUGUCGAAAAAGACCUGAAGCCAAAUGUAAAAAAAACUAUAAGCAGCUCAAAUUUCUGGAAAAAAGUUGAAUUUUUCUAUAGUCUAAUGAAUCCAGUAGCAAAAUGGAUUACAAAAAUUGAAAGUGAUACACCCCAACUAAGUAUUGUACCUAUAAUAUUUAUGGAAUUAAAAAAAUCAUUUGAAGAGACAUUUAAAAAUAAUAACUUUUUUAAGAUAUGA
Molecule: messenger RNA, 984 nt
Organism: Macrosiphum euphorbiae (potato aphid)
Lineage: Eukaryota; Metazoa; Arthropoda; Insecta; Hemiptera; Aphididae
Source: the annotation of a GenBank genome assembly